AUGGAGAGAUUAAAUUUUAUCUUCCAUAGCAACUAGUCACUUGUCUACAUCCUCACAAGAUAUACCAUUUGAAAACUUGGAAGACUCAUUUAGGUCUAAAGUUUAUUCACUAACGGUCAAUGGAUAAGCAACCAUAUCAGCAUGUCCAUAUCUUAACAGUGGCUUAGUAUCUCCCCUUGACCAAUCACAAGGAAGAGGGUAAUUCUAGUUUUGUGGAGAUAUUUUCAUAGGAUGUGUGUCAGACACUAAAAUAUGUUCUUAUUGGAAAUGUAUCUUAUGUGAAUCAGAUAUAUCUAACUCCACCUGAUUUGGAAGCAUAACUUAUAUCCUUUGACUUUAGAAGUAUAACUGCAGAAGAUACACUUUUAGUUCUAGGCUCCAGCUUGCCGUCAUUUACAUGGAUAUAUAUGCUAGACAACCAAAGAUUUUUAAGUCUGAAUAAUCAAGAUGGUUAUUUGCCCAUACUUUCUUCAAGAGCUUUGAAGUUAAUGGCAGAGGCUGGAGAUCUGUGAAAGAUUUAAAGGCUAGGCAAAAUACCAAGAGGGGGGAUGAAUUGAUAUUUUACAAAUCUCAGAUUUUCUUCUUGAAUAGUAGAUGUGUCAACACAUAUGUUAACACAGCUCUGCGUGAUUAUCUACGUGCAUGAUUACUUUCUCUCUCCUUCGAUGGGUUCUCAUUAUGAGACAAGAACUUUUUAUACUAGUUCCCCCCUCACUUGGCUACUUCAUGUCCUGGAAUAUCCUUCCUUCGAAUUCCAUUAUUUCCCUCGGAAAUACACACUGAAAUUAAUGAGAUCAGCAGUCCAAUACCUCAGGUUUGACCUCAGCAGAGAUCCAGCCCCUUCCGAGCCAAAUGGGGCUUAGAGCACCUCGUGCAUCUGCCCAAAAUCACUCUCCAAUCACUACCCAGUUACCUUAGGGCCUGAUGGAGAGCCUCCUUGAAAGAUUCAAGCUUUAUCUUGGUCACCAAUCGUUGCUGAAGAAGGAUGAUGCAGUUUGCUUGCGGUUGAAGUUCGGCGGUGAUGAUUCUUGA
Spirodela intermedia is the source of this 1032-nucleotide messenger RNA. The record is from the annotation of a GenBank genome assembly. NCBI's taxonomy places the organism in Eukaryota, Viridiplantae, Streptophyta, Magnoliopsida, Alismatales, Araceae.